Messenger RNA from Cicer arietinum (chickpea), 1470 nucleotides. Its product is annotated as endoglucanase 8-like. Lineage: Eukaryota; Viridiplantae; Streptophyta; Magnoliopsida; Fabales; Fabaceae. Gene Ontology annotation, molecular function: hydrolase activity, hydrolyzing O-glycosyl compounds. The record is from RefSeq and is a predicted model, not a curated record. Gene Ontology annotation, biological process: carbohydrate metabolic process.
AUGUUAGUGAUGAUGGUUUCAAUGGUAAGAUCAGAUUCACACAACUAUACUGAUGCAUUAACAAAGAGUAUUUUAUUUUUUGAAGGUCAAAGGUCUGGAAAAUUGCCAAGUUCUCAACGUAUGAGAUGGAGAAAAGACUCUGCUCUUCAGGAUGGCAACAAUAUUCAUAUGGAUACGGUUGGUGGUUAUUAUGAUGCUGGUGACAAUGUAAAAUUCCAUUUCCCUAUGGCAUUCACAACAACCAUGUUAGCAUGGAGUGUGAUAGAAUUUGGAAAUCUCAUGGGUUCAGAUCUUCAACAUGCAUAUCAAUCUGUUCGUUGGGGAACUGAUUAUUUCCUUAAAGCCACAACAAAUCCAAACAUUAUUGUGGCACAGGUUGGUGAUCCUAUUAGUGACCAUGAUUGUUGGGAAAGGCCAGAAGACAUGGAUACUUCUAGAAGAACCUAUUAUGUCACAAAAAACAGGCCUGGCUCAGAAGUUUCAGCUGAGAUUGCGGCUGCACUAGCUGCAUCAUCCAUUGUAUUUAGGAGAACUCAUCCUCAUUAUUCUAAUUUGCUUCUUGAUAGGGCUAAACAGGUGUUUGACUUUGCAAAUAAUUAUCGUGGAUCCUAUAAUGAUAGCAUAGGUGAAGCAGCAUGCCCCUUCUACUGUGAUUUCAAUGGCUACAUGGAUGAAUUGAUUUGGGGUGCAGCGUGGUUGUAUAAGGCAUCACAAAUACAAAGUUAUUGGGACUUUGUACAAUCAAAUAUCCAAACCUUAGAGUCUCCUGUUAUAAGAAAUAUUAAUGGUUUUAAUGCUAUUGCUAAUUAUGGUGGUAGUUUUGGUGAAUUUGGAUGGGAUGCCAAACAUGCUGGCAUUAAUGUGCUUGUUUCUCAGUGGGAGAUGAAAAAUCCAUACCAGAAUCCUUUUGUUGCCAAUGCAGACAACUUAGUAUGCUCUUUGUUGCCGGAUUCACCAACCAAAUCAGUCACAUACUCCCAAGGUGGGCUUCUAUUCAAACCUGGAGCAACUAACCUCCAGCAUGGAACAGCAAUGUCUUUUCUGUUAAUUGUCUAUGCACAAUACAUGAAAGCAAAUCAAAAAUCAGUAUACUGUGGGAAUGUAUUUGCUGAUCCUUCCAAGCUCAUAAAUCUUGCAAAAAGUCAGGUGGACUAUAUCCUAGGAAACAAUCCACUUGGGAUGUCAUACAUGGUAGGAUAUGGACAAAAGUAUCCUCAAAAGAUACACCAUCGUGGUUCAACAUUGCCAUCAAUAAGGACACACCCACAGAAAAUUGGGUGUCGUGAUGGAGACAAAUAUUUUCAAACAUCAGCACCAAAUAUCAACAUACUAACAGGGGCAAUUGUUGGAGGGCCAGCAGAGGAUGAUUCUUUUGAAGACUCACGAUAUAAUGUUCCACAAUCAGAACCAGCUACGUAUAUUAAUGCUCCUUUUGUUGGUGUUUUGGCUUAUAUCAAACACUAUAUGUAG